Messenger RNA from Closterium sp. NIES-65, 5508 nucleotides. NCBI's taxonomy places the organism in Eukaryota, Viridiplantae, Streptophyta, Zygnematophyceae, Desmidiales, Closteriaceae. The record is from the annotation of a GenBank genome assembly.
AUGGCGACUCCGCGAGUUCUUCGUUUCGACGCUGACGGUAGACCCCUUGACUUUUCCGUCUGGCUUCUUCGCGCUCGCCGUCUGUUAGAGAGUCAAGUCCAGGGGGGCGAGACCCUUGGGUCACACGCUACUGGUGACCUCCCCGAGCCCCCCGAGCCUACCGCUUUAGGCCCUGCUCCUGACGACGCUGCUACGGCUCGCUUUGCCCGUCAGCGCGCUGACCGGACGGCUUGGACGUCGCGUGACGCUGCGGCCUGCAUCGCACUCAGCAGCCUCCUCCCUGAGUCCGAGGAGGUCCACUUUACUCAGGUUCGCACCGCUGCUGCGUACCUCACUACGAUUAAGGCCCGCUACUCUACUCCCGCUACUGUCUCUCUCGGCCGUCUUUUCCUCCCGUUCCUGUUUCCUGAUCUUGCCUCGUUUGAGCGCUCUGCUGACUUGAUCGCUCACCUCCGCUCGCUCGACGCUAGUUACCGCGCUGCUUGCACUGAGGCACAGCUUGCACUGCUUCCUCCCCCCAUGGCGAUUACUGUCUAUUUCAUCGCCACUAGCCUCCCUGACCGCCUUGCCUCCGUUCGUGACGCGCUUCUGCUGAAGCACCCUAGUGAGCUGACUAUCGAGGUCCUUGAGUCUGCACUCAAGGACGUCGAGAGCAACCUUCGUUCGGUAGCUGCCGCCUCUGGUACUGUGUCCCCCCCACUCUUCCACGGGUGCACAGUCCCGCAGUUACCCACCUUCACUGCCUCUCUUGCCACUGCCGCUACUGACGCGACUGCGGCUGCUGUUACGACUGCGUCGCGGUCCCGCGGCAGGGGGGGCAAGAAAGGUGGUUCCGGUGAAGGUGGAGGUGGAGGUAGCGGAGGUAGUGGGGGUGCUGUUGCGACUGGCGGUGGUGGGAGUGCAGCGUCUGGAGAGACCCCUCGUGCAGCGGCUGGUGACUCCACUGCACCUGCUGGUGGCGGCGACCCUCGAGCUCGUCAGUCGCCUCCUGUACUGCCGGCCCCGCUAGGUGGAGCAGCGGCGUGGUACCAGGCUCAGCGUCAGCAGCACCUUCAGCAGCAGCAGCAGCCCCUUUCCUCCCAGCAGCCUCAGCAGCAGCAGCGUCAGCAGCUGGCUCCGGGGUCGGGGCUGCGUCAGCCCCAGCGCGGUGCUGCUUACCCUCCCUGCCCCUACCAGGUUCAGACAGGUCCUCGUCGGGGCCACCCUUGUGGCCGCUUUCACCCCCCUGGUCAGUGCUUUGCUCAGCUCACUGACACGGUCCGGUUGACCUACGGGGUUGGCGGUCCUGCUCCUGACUGGCUUCCUCUGGUUCAGCGCCACGGCUCCGCUCUGUGGGGCAUGUCUGCUGAGCAGUUAGUUGAUCUGAUUAGUGCUCCUCAUGCUAUGUAUGCUGUUGUUGACUCUAGUGUUUCUGACUCUGUUUACUCUGGUGUUGUUAGCUUAGGUGCUAGUCUUGCUCAGUUGCCUGUUGCUAGUGUAGGUACUUGUGUAGAGUCUAGACCAGCGACUACCUCAGACGACGCUUCGCUGUCGUUCACACUGGACUCUGGAGCCUCCCACUGCUUCUUUCGGGACAGCACGACACUUACACCACUUCCUGCGCCUGUUUCUGUAGCGUUGGCUGAUCCCACUACGGGACCAGUCACUGCACGUCACACUACCACUUUACCGUGUCCUGCUGCUCCCUCCGGGUCUCUCACUGGGUUUCACGUCCCCUCGUUCUCCCGGAACUUGGUGGGCGUGCGACCCCUCGUGAGUCAGCACGUGGGUGUGUGGUUUGAGCCUUCUGGAGAGACUGCGGUGUGUGUUGACGGAGACUCUUACCAGCCUCUUGCUACCUUUACUGCUCAGCCGGGCUCGGGUCUCUACACUCUUCACACUGGCCCGCGUGCGCCGCAGCAGCAGCCGCAGCAGCAGCACCAGCUGCCGCACCAGCAGCCCCCCCUACUGCCACUGCCCCCGGUUCCCCCCCCCGUUCGGGUCCCCGCGUCUCACCAGGUUGCUACGUCCCCCCAGGUGUCUGUGUCGUGUCAGGUUCCUACGUCUGUUCCAGUCGCUGCGUCAUGCUCCUGCCGGUCGCUUGCCCACCCCACCGUUCUGUGGCACCACCGGAUGGGGCACCCGUCCCUUCCACGUCUGCGCGCUAUGUCUAGUCAGCGUCUUGUCCUAGGCCUCCCACGUGUCUUGCCGUCGCUGCCGCCUUCGCCUGCGCCGCCGUGUCGUCCCUGCGUCGAGGGUAGGCUGCACGCCACCCCUCACUCCUCCUCCCUUCGUCCGGCCACCGAGCCUUUUGAGACGCUUCACUUGGACGUCUGGGGCCCAGCCCCUCGUCUAGGCCCUGAGCGUGAGCGUUACUUUCUGGUGGUAGUUGACGACUUCUCCCGCUACACCACAGUGUUCCCUCUGGCGAAGAAGUCUGAGGUGACUUCUACGCUGAUCAGGUGGUUGCUCACCACUGAGGACACUCGUGGUCGUCGUGUCAGCUGUCUCCACUCCGACCGUGGGGGUGAGUUUCGCUCCGACAUUCUCGCUGGAUUCUGUCGCGAGCAGGGCAUUCGUCAGUCCUGGACGCUUCCAGAGUCCCCACAGCAGAAUGGGGUUGCUGAGCGCCGCAUAGGCCUGGUCAUGGAGAUCGCCCGCACCUCCCUGACUCACGCCUGUGCCCCCCAUUUUCUGUGGCCCUACGCGGUCAGGUACGCCGCGCACCAGCUGAACCUCUGGCCACGUGUCUCUCGACCAGAGGUUUCACCGACCAGUCUUUGGACAGGGUCCCCUGGUGUUGCGUCGCGGUUUCGUGUCUGGGGGUGCUUGGCUCUUGUCCGCGACACCUCCGCGGACAAGCUCUCGCCUCGUGCCGUCCCCUGUGUCUUCCUUGGUUUCCCUGAGGACUCCUCUGACUUCACCUUUUACCACCCUCCCUCUCACCGGUUCUUUGACUCCCGUGACGUCCGUUUCGAGGAGUCCACUCCGUACUACGUCAGGUACCCCAGUCGAGGUCUCCCGGUUCCUCCUCCCCCCCUCUUCCUGACUGCCGUUCCCCCUCCUGCUCCCCCGGUACAGCCUCCCCCCCCUGGUCCAGCCCCGUCAGGUGUGUCCCAGGCUACCCCUCCUCCUUCGGUAGCCCCUCCGGUACAGCCUCCCUCCCCACAGUCCUCCUCGCAGCGUGCCGCUGGUGCUAGCUCUCGAGAGGUUGGUGCGGCGCCUGUUCCUGUACCGGUUUCUGGUUCUGGGGGUGCUGGAGUUGGAGCUGGAGUUGGAGCUGGAGUUGGCACUGGAUUUUCUGGUUCUGGGGGUACUGGAGUUGGAGCUGGGGUUGGAGCUGGAGUUUCUGGUUCUGGAGUUGGAGCUGACCCGGUGGGUGCAGAGGACUCUUGUCGUCCGGGAGCUGGUGCUGGCCGCGCGGACACUGGGGGUGCUGCGUCUGGGGGUGAGGGUGCGCCUCCUUCGGGUUCAGGUGAGCCUGGUUCUGGAGCUGGUGUUAGUGCUGCCUCUGGGGGUGGUGCGCCUAGUUCUUCUGAGGUGGACUCUGGAGCUGCCGCUGCUUCGGACACUACUCCACCCCCCCACCCCUACCCGACUAGGCACCAGGCUCGUGUUCGCCGUGCCCGUGGCGAGCAGCUGGCGUUGGAGAGAGAGGAGAGGGAGUUACAGCGGCUGGAGGAGCAGCAGCAGCAGCUGGAGCCGCAGGAGCAGCAGCAGCAGCAGCAGCAGCUGGACCCGCAGGAGCAGCAGUCCCAGCAGCAGCCGCGUCCGCAGCAGCAGCAGUCGCAGCCGCAGCAGCAGCAGCCACUUCCUCCUCCUGUCUCGGGUCUUCGGAUCCUUGGUCUCCCCUCCCCUUCUCCUCCCUCCUCCGCCUCUCCUCCUGUCUACGGUCCCACGUUUCCUCCUCCUGACUCCUCCCCCGCUGUUUUCCCCAGUUCUCCGCCUUUGUCCUCUCCUCCUCCGUCUCGUUCUUGGGCUACUCGUCGCUCCCCUCGUGCUCGUCCCUCGUCUCCUGUUCCCUUCACUGACCUUCGUACUGCCUUCCUUCUUUCUAGUCCACCUCGUCCGUCUCAGUCUGUGCUUCCGUCUCCUCCUGAGUCGGCCCUCACUGUGUCGCUCCCUACUCCUGUCACUGACUACUACCGCACGUACCGUCCUGUUCUCUCUCGUGUUCUCGCCUCUCUUGUUACUCACCCUCGUGCCUCUGUGUCCUCUGUGUCCGCUCUUACUGCCGCAGUUACUGACUUUGCCUCUACCCGCCGCCUUGACUACGCCACCACGCUUGUGGCUGCUCCUCCUACCAGUCCUCUGGCCGUCGGGGGUGUGUCUGCCCUUGGCUGUGACGCCCUAGAGGACAGGCAGUUUGAGCUAGAGUUCCUGGCGGCCGCUUCCCCUCAUCUCUGUGCCAUGCUCCUCGCCCCUGAGGGUGACCCCGACGCCCUUGACAUUCCGACUCCUCGCACUUACGCUGAGGCAGUGUCAGGGCCUUGGGCCUCUCAGUGGAGAGCUGCCAUGGACGCAGAGAUGGCCUCCUACAGAUCCACAGGCACCUACGUCGAUGAGGUUCCCCCCCCUGGGGCGAACGUAGUCGACGGCAUGUGGAUCUACAGGGUGAAGCGGCCACCGGGAUCUCCCCCGGUCUUCAAGGCGCGCUACGUGGCUAGAGGUUUCAGUCAGCGCGAGGGAGUUGACUUCUUUCAGACCUUCGCACCUACCCCGAAGAUGACCACUCUUCGGGUGUUACUACACGUAGCAGCACAGAGAGACUACGAGUUACACUCUCUCGACUUCUCCACUGCUUUCCUUCAGGGCAGCCUACACGAGGAGGUCUGGUUGCGUCGUCCCUCGGCCUUCACUGGCACCUUUCCUCCUGGGACCCAGUGGAGGCUGAGGCGACCUGUUUACGGUCUUCGCCAGGCCCCUCGUGAGUGGCACGACACUCUGCGUUCUACCCUCUCUGACCUUGGGUUCCAGCCGUCUUCUGCCGACCCGUCGCUGUUCGUUCGUCGUGGCUCCACACCGUUCUUUGUUCUGGUCUACGUCGACGACCUCGUUUUCGCCACUUCGGACAGGGUUGCUUUGGCAGACGUGAAGUCCGAACUGCAGAAGAGACACACGUGCACUGAUCUUGGUGAGCUGCGCCACUACCUUGGCCUGCAGAUCACCAGGGACAGAGCCGCUCGCACCAUUACACUCUCACAGUCACACAUGGUGCAGCAGGUCCUUCAGCGGUUCGGGCUUCAGCACUCCACCGUACAGCGCACACCUCUAGCUGUUGACCACAGACUCACUGGUCCCUUUCCUGACGAGCCGUUUGAGCCUAGUGGUCCCUACGCAGAGCUUGUGGGUUGCCUCAUGUACCUGAUGACUUGUACUCGCCCGGACCUCGCCUUCCCUCUCAGCAUCCUUGCGCGCUUUGUUGCGCCAGGGAGACACCGUCCUGUUCACUGGACGGCAACUUCUGGGUUCUGGAGCUGUUUCCUGGCGUUCCACGCGCUCCUCUUCUGUCUCGACCUCUACAGCUGA